CGGAUUUGGUAAUGGUGCAUCCGAUCCGAUUAAUAUUCGUUUACACCCCUAAUCAAACUGCACUGAAGCAAAGAAAGCCUGGGAGAUUCUUGAAACCACCCAUGAAGGAGAUGAACGCGUAAAGACUACUAAAAUACAUAUUCUGAUGACCAAAUAUGAGAAUCUACGCAUGGAAGACAAAGAAAAGAUAGCCGAGUUUCAUGGUAGAGUAAGAGAACUUGCAAAUGAGGCUGAAAAUCUUAAAAGGCCCUUUACAGAAGACAACUUAGUUCUAAAAGUUCUGAGAGCUUUUCCGGAGACUUACGCAAUGGAUGCUAAAGCAAUUUGUCAAGCACGUGACAUUAAAAAUUUGACACUGGAUCAAUUGAUGGGAAAUCUGGAGACUAUUGAGCUCCAAAUGAAUGAAGAACUCAAGCACAAAAAGAAUGUCAAACAAAUUUCUUUUCAUAGUCAUGCUGACAAAAAGGAUGAAGAUGAUGAAACUCCACUAGAUGGAGGCUAUCAAGAGCAACUAUCUCUUAUCACUAAGCAGUUUAAGAAGCAAUGGAUGCAGAAGAAAGGGAGAAUAAAUUUUCAGGCCGAAUCAUCAAAAGGAGUCCAAUUUAAGAAUCCAAGGCCAAGGGAGGCUAGUCUCCUCUUGACAAAUCCAUUAAAAGAGGACCUCAAUGCUUUGAAUGUGGAGGAUUUGGACAUAUUCAAUCAGAAUGUGCAAACAACCUCAAGAAAAAACGACAAGCAUUCGUAUCAACCUGGAGUGAUGAUGAGGAUGACUCUGAGGAAGUCCUAGGGAACAGUAACAGUGCAUUCACCACCCAACUUGAUAAUGAGGAGAGUUGAAAAAGGUGAAAGUUUACCAUAAUACCCUUAAUGAAAAAUGGGUGGAGUGUAUUAAAUGAGGUGGGUGAGGUGUAAUAAAUAAAGUAAGUGGGGGUAGUUGUGGUAUUUUACUUGUUAAAAAAUGAAAUGAGAAGAUCUAUUGUGGACAAAGAAAAAGGGCUAUUGGGA
Cuscuta campestris is the source of this 1005-nucleotide messenger RNA. Lineage: Eukaryota; Viridiplantae; Streptophyta; Magnoliopsida; Solanales; Convolvulaceae. The record is from the annotation of a GenBank genome assembly.